AUGGCUGACGUAUAUCGUCCAUAUCAACGUGAGAGAUCCCGUUCCCCCCGUCGUCGUUCUUCUCGCAGUCCCCGACGUAGCCGUCGCUCGUACUCGCCUCGGAGUCGCUCUCGCAGCCGUGACGAUUAUCGCCGUGAUCGCCGUUCACGGUCUCCCUUGAGUGCUUCUGGAGCUGCAGGACCGUCGGGAUCUCCUUACGGUGGACGCAGUGGUUACGCCCCGGGUCGUUUCGAGGAUCGUACCGUCGCCAAAGAAAAUAUGAUGCAGUCCGUCCGUGAUUCGUCUCAGCAGGACCGUCGGGUCUAUGUGGGCAAUCUGUCCUACGAUGUCAAGUGGCAUCACCUCAAAGAUUUUAUGCGACAGGCUGGAGAGGUUCUCUUUGCCGAUGUCUUACUACUUCCGAAUGGAAUGUCGAAGGGAUGCGGGAUUGUGGAAUACGCAACGAGGGAGCAAGCACAAAAUGCUGUCAACACGCUCAGCAACCAAAACCUGAUGGGUCGUCUCGUCUACGUUCGCGAAGAUCGUGAGGCCGAGCCUCGUUUCAUCGGUGGCCCUCCCCGCGGCGAUUUCGGAGGCCGCGGCGGCUUCGGUGGUGGAUUUGGGGGUCCCGGUGGUCCCCCUGGCGGCGGUGGUGGUGGUGGUGGUGGCGGCAGCGGCCGCCAGCUCUAUGUGUCGAACCUUCCUUUCAAUGUGGGAUGGCAAGACUUGAAGGAUCUGUUCCGCCAAGCUGCUCAGCAGGGUGCUGUUAUCCGUGCCGACGUGCACACCGAUCCCACUGGUCGUCCCAAGGGAUCCGGUAUCGUUGCCUUUGAGUCUCCCGAUGAUGCGCGCAACGCCAUUGCCCAGUUCAACGGAUACGAGUGGCAGGGCCGUCCCCUCGAGGUGCGCGAGGACCGAUUCGCCGGUGGUGGUCCUGGCUUCGGCGGCCGCGGUGGCUACGGCGGUGGCUUUGGCGGUCGUGGAGGUGGUUUCGGCGGCCGUGGAGGCUUCGCUGGUCGUGGAGGCUUCGGCGGUGGAUUCCGUGGUGGCUACGGCGGUCCCCCUGCCUUUGGCGGUGGUGGCUUCGAUGCCGGUGGUCCUCCUCCUCCUCCCGCUGCUGUUGCUUCGGUUCCUCCGAACCCCUUCACCGACUUUGCUACCUCCGGCGGCGACAAGAGCGCCGUUAUCUACGUGCGCAACCUGCCUUGGUCCACCUGCAAUGAGGACCUGAUCGACCUGUUCUCAACUAUCGGCAAGGUCGAAAGAGCCGAGAUCCAGUACGAACCUAACGGCCGCUCGCGCGGUACUGGUGUCGUCGAAUUCGAUACUCCGGACACUGCAGAGACUGCAAUUGCCAAGUUCACCGGCUACCAGUACGGAGGUCGCCCUCUGGGCAUCACCUUUGUCAAAUACCUGAACGCAGGCCCGGGACCUGAGGACAUGGCCAUGAUGGAAGAUGCGGAGCCAACCGGUCUCACGCAGGACCAGAUCAUGUAG
Penicillium cinerascens is the source of this 1476-nucleotide messenger RNA. RefSeq lists its product as uncharacterized. Gene Ontology annotation, molecular function: mRNA binding. Bases 1 to 1476 code for a protein of 491 amino acids. The record is from RefSeq and is a predicted model, not a curated record. Lineage: Eukaryota; Fungi; Ascomycota; Eurotiomycetes; Eurotiales; Aspergillaceae. Gene Ontology annotation, cellular component: nucleus; cytoplasm. The transcript has 11 exons.